UGGCUAACAACCAAGGAGAUGGGGUGUCCUUGUUGACACACACUGACUGACUGACACGCGCACCGGUAACAAUCCCAGAUUCACCAAAAGCAGAAAACCAAAAUUAUAGUAUUUGGAUUUAAUUAAUUAAAGAUAAAGAGACCCUCGCACACACAUUGACACAUGCACCCCCCACCUACACUGCACAGCAUCCUCGGCCGAUCGUCCUCCAUCUUCCAUUUCCACUCCACCCACCACCAAACACCUCUCCCUCCCAAGAACACCAAGAAAGCACCAAGAUCCGAGUACCCCCAGCCCCCAGGGCUGGACUGGGACUGGAUUGGAGCGCAAGAGCAGCAGCUGCAUUUGUAGGCAGAUCGGUUUGCGGUUGGAUCAGGGAGGGAGGGAGGAGUGGCGGUGGUUGGUUGCGCAGUAGGAGUGUGGGGGUUGGGUCAAGAAGUUCUCUGCUUUCUUCUCUUGCUCACUCACCACCUGAAAGAAAGAAAGAAAGAAAUCCAUCUCCAUCUGAAUCCCCCAACUGCAUCCAUACAUCCACCCACGGAGAGAGGGGUGAUUCAGAUUGCAGUACAACCCAAGAAACCAUGAUGGAGGACUGAUCGGUGGCCGCUGCUGUUUGUUACUCACCUCGCCACCGGUCGCCAUCCAUCCUUGUCUUCGCUUUACUCCUCUGCUUUGCUUUGCUUCACUUCCCCUCCUCGCUUGUCUUAUUGCCCUUGCUGCGACAAGGGAAACCCACCACACAUCUCUCUCUCUCCAUUGUUUCUUGCUUGGUUGGUUGGUUACUGCUCGCGUUGGGGGUUCCUUCUUCUUGGAUUGCUGCUGCCGUUGUUGUUGUUGGUGUUGUAUGAUCGGUGGCAGCCCCCGCGCGCCGAGAUGACAAUGGAGCACGGCGAGGAUUGCUGCGUCAAGGUGGCCGUCCAUGCCCGCCCGCUCAUCGGCGACGAGAAGCUGCAGGGCUGCAAGGACUGCGUCACCGUCGUGCCCGGCAAGCCGCAGGUCCAGAUCGGCACCCAUUCCUUCACCUUCGACCAUGUCUACGGCAGCUCCGGCACCCCGUCGGCGGCCAUGUUCGACGAGUGCGUGGCGCCGCUGGUGGAGGGUCUCUUCCAGGGAUACAACGCCACCGUGCUCGCAUACGGCCAGACUGGGUCAGGAAAGACAUACACCAUGGGGACAUCGUGCAAGGAGGGGUCGCAUGUCGGAAUUAUCCCGCGAGCCAUGGCGGCAUUGUUCGACAAGAUUGAGGGACUGAAAAACCAAGUAGAGUUCCAGCUGCGUGUUUCAUUCAUCGAGAUCUUGAAAGAAGAGGUGAGGGAUUUGCUUGAUCCUGCCACUGUUGCUGCUGGCAAACUUGAGAAUGGAAAUGGACAUGUUGGGAAAUUGUCCAUGCCAGGGAAACCUCCGGUGCAGAUCCGAGAGGGCUCAAAUGGGGUCAUAACUCUAUCUGGAUCGACCGAAGUGCAUGUCACUACUCAGAAGGAAAUGACCACAUGCCUUGAGCAAGGUUCUCUCAGUCGUGCAACUGGAAGUACCAACAUGAACAACCAAUCAAGUCGUUCCCAUGCCAUCUUCACAAUCACAUUGGAGCAGAUGCGCAAAGCAGAUCCCAUCGUGACUUCAGAUGGAAUGCCCUUUGAAGAUAUAAACGAUGAUUACCUCUGUGCCAAGCUCCACUUGGUAGAUCUUGCGGGUUCAGAACGGGCUAAGAGAACUGGUUCUGAUGGCCUUCGGUUCAAGGAAGGUGUUCAUAUAAACAGAGGACUUCUUGCUCUUGGCAAUGUCAUAAGUGCUCUUGGAGAUGAGAAGAAGAGGAAAGAAGGUGCCCAUGUCCCUUAUCGGGACAGCAAACUCACUCGCCUUCUGCAGGACUCACUUGGUGGAAACAGCAAGACUGUAAUGAUAGCCUGUAUUAGUCCAGCAGAUAUUAAUGCUGAAGAAACACUGAACACAUUGAAAUAUGCUAACCGUGCACGUAAUAUUCAGAAUAAGCCAAUUGUCAACAGGAAUCCUAUUGCUGAUGAGAUGAAAAGGAUGCGCCAGCAGGUUGAGUACCUCCAAGCAGAGCUUGUUUUAGCUCGUGGAGGAGUUGGAUCAGAUGAUGUUCAGGGCCUCAGGGAAAGGAUCUCAUGGCUUGAACACACAAAUGAAGAUCUUUGCAGGGAACUGUAUGGCCUUCGCAAGCAUGCUCACACUGAUCCAUGUGAACCUGAACUGAACAAAACUGGAAGUGGGUAUACCAAAAGUGAAGGGCUCAAACGAAGCUUGCAAAGUACAGAGCCAUUUGAUGUCCUAAUGACUGACUCAGUAAGAGCAGGCAAUCCUAAAGAUAUUGAUGAUGAAGUUGCCAAAGAAUGGGAACACACAAUGCUACAGGAUAGCUUGGGCAAAGAAUUGAAUGAAUUAAACAAACAACUAGAGAAAAAGGAGUCCGAGAUGAAAGGGUAUGGACAUGAUACGGUUGCACUUAAGCAACACUUUGGAAAGAAACUUAUGGAGCUUGAAGAAGAGAAAAGAGCUGUACAGAAAGAAAGAGACAGAUUGUUGGCUGAAGUUGAAAGCCUAAAUUCAGAUGGACAGACACAUAAGUUGCGAGAUGCCCAACUGCAAAAACUUAAAACCUUUGAAGCACAGAUUCUAGACCUCAAGAAAAAGCAGGAGAACCAAGUUCAACUUUUGAAAGAAAAGCAGAAGAGUGAUGAAGCUGCUAAGAAACUGCAAGAAGAAAUCCAUUUUAUAAAGUCACAGAAGGUUCAACUACAACACAAAAUCAAACAAGAAGCAGAACAAUUCAGGCAAUGGAAGGCUUCCCGUGAAAAGGAACUUCUGCAGUUGCGGAAGGAGGGAAGGAGAAAUGAGUAUGAACGUCACAAACUUCAAGCACUUACUCAAAGGCAAAAAUUAGUUCUCCAGAGGAAGACUGAAGAAGCCGCCAUGGCUACCAAAAGACUGAAAGAGAUACUAGAAGCUCGGAAAUCUUCAAGCCGUGAUAGCUCAGCUGGUAUGAAUGGUACUUCCCCUGGCUCUCAUAUGAGUGAGAAAUCCUUGCAAAAAUGGCUAGAUCAAGAGUUAGAAGUCAUGGUGCAUGUCCAUGAAGUCCGAAACGAAUAUGAAAAGCAGUCUCAAUUGCGUGCGGCACUUGGGGAGGAGCUUGCCAUUUUGAAACAAGAAGAUGUCAUGUCUGGUGCAGCUAGUCCGCCAAGAGGGAAGAAUGGAAAUUCUAGGGCAAAUACCUUGUCGCCAAAUGCACGACAAGCUAGGAUUGCAUCACUUGAGAGUAUGGUGACGAUCUCUUCAAAUACUCUUGUCGCAAUGGCUUCUCAACUCUCAGAAGCUGAAGAAAGGGAGCGUGCAUUCUCGGGGCGUGGUCGUUGGAAUCAGUUGCGGUCAAUGGGAGAGGCAAAGAGUUUGCUGCAGUACAUCUUUAGUGUUGCUGCGGAUGCAAGGUGUGUAGUAAGGGAAAAGGAAAUAGAGAUCAAGGAAAUGAAGGAGCAAAUGACAGAGCUUGUGGGAAUUCUUCGACACAGCGAAUCACGUAGGAGGGAACUUGAAAAGCAGAGCAAGCAAAAAGAGCAGACAGCCCCCAUGGCGACUACACCCCCGGGCAGUGGAAAUGGCUCUGCAAAGCACUCUGCCGAUGAUUCCAGUACACCUCUAUCGCCAGUUGCGGUUCCUGCACAGAAGCAGCUGAAGUACUCCGCCGGAAUUGUAAAUAGCCCCAGCAAAGGAGGAGCUGCAUUCAACAAACAAGAACUUAAGUUGGUACCUAUUGCACAGUUACCUAUGGGCAAGAAGAUUUCAAUAUCAGGGCAAUCAGGAAAACUUUGGAGAUGGAAGAGGAGCCACCAUCAGUGGCUACUUCAGUUCAAGUGGAAGUGGCAGAAGCCCUGGAAAUUGUCAGAAAUGAUCCGCCACAGCGAUGAGACGAUCACGAGGGCUAGGCCAAGACCUCAGCUUCGUAUUGCUCAAAAACCUCAGAAAGUGAUGUGAAACAGGCUUUCUUUUUUGUUUUGGAUUCACAUGAAACUGACACGGUUUGCGGACCUACACAGCUAACAAUGCAGCUAAAGACUUGAUGAGAUCUCCUUCGCGCUUCGUUUUUACUUAGCCACGGGAUCAACAAGUAUAUGUUCUUCAUAGGGUGACUGUACGUCUUUGGGUGUAAAUUACCUGUGCCUAUAAAGUGAGAUGUGAAUGUAGAGAUGGGUGAAAUUAGUGAGUGAGUGAGUGGCCAUUCUUCUUGGAAGAAGUGAGCACAAUGUUUCAUGUUUUCAGCCUUCCUUCAUCGACUGGUGAGAUGUCAACAGUUGGUGCUCUUCUACAUAAAGAUUUGCAAGAAGGAUGAUGGAAAUUGGAUGCCUUGUGCUCUUUUUCUUAUAUUAUUUCUGUUUGUUGGUACUAAAAGUGGGAAGUGAAAUGACUGGUUUGGCUUGUUAGGAAAUUAUUGAUGUAAUACAGCAACUUGUGUCCAGAUAUUUGACCAAUUAUGUGUUGUGCA
Brachypodium distachyon (stiff brome) is the source of this 4495-nucleotide messenger RNA. RefSeq names its product kinesin-like protein KIN-4A. Gene Ontology annotation, molecular function: microtubule motor activity; ATP binding; microtubule binding. Bases 874 to 3987 code for a protein of 1037 amino acids. The record is from RefSeq and is a predicted model, not a curated record. Gene Ontology annotation, biological process: microtubule-based movement; mitotic spindle organization. The transcript is spliced from 25 exons. Lineage: Eukaryota; Viridiplantae; Streptophyta; Magnoliopsida; Poales; Poaceae.